CGCACGAUAGCUACUGUAGGAUUGUUUUACAACUUGCAAAUCGAAUUAUCUAUCGUCGAUGGUAUUAUCAUUGUAGGCCAAACUGGUUCUUCGGGGGUGCAUCGUCGUCAUCAACGUUAACAAGGAUCACGGACGAUCGAGUGUCGCCGCUGGGAACGAUGCGUAAACGGCAAAUUGAUACGUUGAAAAUUUUUAAUCACAACGUGCAGGAAGUUGUAGAGAAUGAGGAAUAUUUGGUAAACUUUGACUGUGGAGGCCGAGAAAUCGCCAUCAACAUACUCCUUGGGAAUGGGUUCCCAAACGAGAAGCCAAAGCUAAUUGUCAGUCCAAUUUUAAAGCACCCAUGGGUUAAUGCAACUACCGGUGAAAUUGAAAAUGCUCCUGGAAUACUUAACUACACCAUCCAUUCCGACCUGGGUCGCGUAGUGCAGGCAGUGGGAAGAGAGUUUGAAAAACAUCCACCGAUGUUCGUUAAUGAAACAUCAUCAACACCGCAACAUCAUUCCCACCAACAAUCAUCUUCAAUGCAGCAACAAUGCCGAAACGGAAACAUUCAUGACUUCAAUGCCGAGAGCCGCUCCGCCGUCCCGGCCCAGGCUACCCAUGAGCAGGACCCGUUCGGUUUGCAAAAUCUCACCACCGAAGAGCUGAACCAGCUCAAUGCGGACGAAGACUAUCUGGAAGAUUUCGUCGAGAAACUUCCCUUCGUGCAGCAUCAGAACGAUGAGAUGGACCAACUGAUGGGGCGCAUUGAAUCGCUCGUUUUGGACAAUCUGGCCCGCAAGGAGACGGUCGAGGAGCAGAAGCUAAAAUUGGAAUCGUUAGCGCUCGAGUUCAAGGAACUGGGCCAGCACUGGGAUUCCAUGAGUCAGCAGUAUCAGCGAAAGGCGGAAGAUUUCUCGCCCCAGCACAUCAAGGAACUGCUGCAGAUUGCCGUGUCAACGGCGGACGCAAAGAGCGAUGACGAGGCGCAACGAUUUCUGGCUGGCAAUAGUGACGUUAGUACCUUUUUGCAAAACUUCAUCGAAACACGCAAACUCUACACGCUGCGUAAGGCCAAAGAGGAACGGCUCGUAGAGCAGCUGACGGCACUGGAACGUGCCGCCUUUUGAAGCUGCUCGAUGAUGAAUGCCGAAAUGAGAAAUGAAAAGUUGUGAUAAACAUGGAUAAUGCUGUAUUCCUUAUAUUAGCCACGUACUAUUGUAAUAAAAAAAUCCUGUCAUCAGUAAAUGAAAGAAGUGCUGUUGGACGUACUACAACCCGUGCUUUCCUUCCUACAACUCUUCUACAGCGCAGACUCGUUCCGCACAGCAGCGUUCGUUUUUCCUUCCCAUACAAAGGAAGCUCAACUCGUGGUACAAACUUUAGCCACAUGGCAUUCCGCCGUACCAGCGCCACGGGGAGCGUACGCAACAGUGUUGUUGAACACGGUUAUCCGCAGCGGAUUACAUCCGAGGACGAACACCAAUGCGUUAGGCAUGUUCGGUAAUGUUAACAAACUUGUUCCCUGGUGAGAGCUACUCACGGUCAGUGGCACAAUUGCGCCACUAAGCCAACCUU
Molecule: messenger RNA, 1560 nt
Organism: Anopheles coustani
Lineage: Eukaryota; Metazoa; Arthropoda; Insecta; Diptera; Culicidae
Gene: Vsp37A
Product: vacuolar protein sorting-associated protein 37A
Exons: 3
Coding region: 159-1112 (317 amino acids)
Biological process (GO): protein targeting to membrane; ubiquitin-dependent protein catabolic process via the multivesicular body sorting pathway; protein targeting to vacuole
Cellular component (GO): ESCRT I complex
Source: RefSeq, a predicted model, not a curated record